UUCUAAGUGUUGUGAGAUAUAAUUAUUAAUAUACGUAAAUUUGACGUAAGAAAUUAGUUCUCAAAAUUUAAAAAUUAAUAUAUUAUUAAACAAAAUGCUCAUUGAUGGCAAGAAGAUCUUAAAAGCUUUGCGAGAGCUAGUAGCGCCGUCCACUCCACAGGAAAUCGCGCAGCACAUAGCAAAGAAGCGUAAAAGACAGCCAGAUCUCAAAAAAUUGGAACAGGAAGUAGUUGAGGCGCUGUCGGGAGGACGAAAAUUUGGAUUCGUGGAAAUGUGCAAUGGACAUUAUUAUAAUUUAGAAGAUACAGAGCGCGAGCUAAAACUUAUAGAAAAUGAAGGAAAUCAAAAAAGGAAGCUGCGUCAAAACCUUGUAUGGACUGACUCUGAUACUAGUGACAAUAUUAUACCUUUCUUAAAAAAGCGUAAGCGCUUUUAUCGUGGCCAUUCUUUUAAUAAGAAAAAGCCAUUUUAUUUGCCACCGAAGAAACGUAAACGUCGACAUAUUUCGACAACACUAGAUCAGACAAAUUUCACAGUUAUUCCGCAAGCUGCUCAUUCCAUGCCAUCAAACAGCGUAAGAUGUGUUGCCUCUAAUGAAAAGCAAUCUAUCCGCAGUGAUAAUGCAAAGUAUGACCUUGCAAUGGGUGCAGAGAUGGCUAAAGCAAAAAUUGACGUCAUAAUAGAUGAAAUUGCAGCAAACUAUUUCCUCUUUGAAGCACCGAGUUCGGGUUUUAGCAGGGAUCAGCGUACCUCCGAACUUUUAAAACAAAAUGUUGAGAAUCCAAUUGCUUCUUCUGCUUUAAGAGAAGCUGCUACUGUUGUCAAUUCUAAAUUAGAUGAAAUUGUGGAUAACAUUGUGUCAUGUUUUGAACAACAAAAUAUUGCUGCCAAAAAAAGUAAGAAAUUUCUUCAAUUUAUAUCCAGUGACUUCAGUAUUUCUUCUACCAAUGAAAUUCUUUCUAAAAUGAGUGUUCAGAACUACCUUAAGGAACACGAUGGUGCUCAAAACUCUAAGCAGUUAAUGAAAGAUGAAGAUGCAGCAAUUUCAGAACUUAGUAACGCAUUGCUUCAAAAAGGACAAGGCAAUUUCGAAAACUCAGAUAAUGAAGAAGUUUUAAUGGAUUAUAUGUCAUUGCCUGCAAGUGGAUCGACAGGUGUGCCUGGAAUGCUUCAGACGCAAAAAAGUAUUCAAGUAGCUAAUCCACGCCAUGAUCCGAAAAACACAAUGAAAUCUGCGACCGAACCGGAAGACAUCACGUAUUUUUGGCCCUUAUAUGACUUUUGUCCACGUUGCUGGUUUGAAAACGGCAAGUGUCAGUGUAAUUUAGUGUAAUUUAGUGUAAUUUAGACAUGCUUGUAAUUGAUUUAAAAACUUUUUGGACAAAACUGAAAUUUAUUGUAUCCGUAAUUAAGAAGUAAUCAAUUCCCAAAUUUAUAGCUAUGCUAUACUCAGUUUAUUUACAUUUUCUAAAUUUUAAUUUAUAUCAGGUUAUAUUUUAAUAAUGAAUUUAAUAAAAAAUCCCAAAUUAUUGCAUCUGCAUAU
Molecule: messenger RNA, 1543 nt
Organism: Teleopsis dalmanni
Lineage: Eukaryota; Metazoa; Arthropoda; Insecta; Diptera; Diopsidae
Exons: 2
Coding region: 95-1333 (412 amino acids)
Source: RefSeq, a predicted model, not a curated record